Molecule: messenger RNA, 3394 nt
Organism: Cadophora gregata
Lineage: Eukaryota; Fungi; Ascomycota; Leotiomycetes; Helotiales; Ploettnerulaceae
Exons: 2
Coding region: 361-1941 (526 amino acids)
Source: RefSeq, a predicted model, not a curated record
AGUUAAGUCGCCUCCCAAGAACGUCAUGCGAGUCUCUAGAUGAACUAGAAAUGCCUCCCUCUGAUCGUACCUGUGCCAUGGCAGCGAAACUCACGAUCACUGUACGGCACCUUGACGGCCUCCCAAACUUGGCUCUAAUGCAGUGAGAAAUUUCGAUAUCACCAACGGCCAAGACGGGAUCACAUUUGGUGCAGAUUCAAAAUCUGUCAAAAGAGGGAAUUUCAAGCGGAGUGUAGCUAUGGAGCACGGAACUAGUUUGGAUAAAGAGGCCUCGUUUAUCCUCAACCUGCGUCCUGCUUGCUGACACUCGAAAGCUAGCUAGCAGUUCUCGUCGUUAAGGUGUAUCAUCCUGCAGCAAUUAUGUUCUCUAGAUCACUCGUUCCGAUUCUGCUUGCAUUUGUACCUGUUAUUACAGGUACAGCAAUCGCCUAUCCCCGUGCUGCUGUGGACUUCAUCGAGGCUUCAGAGGAGAAUUUUGAGAACAAGAUCUUGAUCUUUCGUCAAGAGCCUACGGCCCCUACGAGCAGUGCUGCCCCGGUCUUCACGUUCGGUUGCAGCGUGCUCAGGACCUAUACUGGCAUCCAGUCAACCAUUACCAACUAUCCUGCUUUCUACUCUUCCAUCGCUCAUAUUAUCUCAUCGGUUCCGGGGGUAUCAGCAAUUCCCGUCUACACAACUACGAGGUCUUGGGGAGAACAAUAUGCUUUCCUUGGGAGGAAUAUCCUUGAGGCUUACGGCAUUACAGAGUUCACCACUGUGACUACUUAUGCUCCUACGGCUUGUCCCCCUUCUGUUACAACCACGGCAACUGGAACAUGUGAGCCACAUGAUGACCACUGGCAUUGUCCUCCUGGUGUGCCUCAACCAACAACGCCACCACCACCGAUAACAAGUUCAACAACGCCUCCUGCUUCAACACCAACUUCAAGUACGACGAUUGCGGGCGAAUGUGAACCGCACGAAGACCAUUGGCAUUGUCCUCCUGGCGUACCUCAACCAACAACACCCCCUCCAAGCUUGACGAAAGCAAGUUCAACGCGUCCUGCUUUAACGUCAAUUACAAGUACAACUAUAGUAGGUGAAUGUGAACCCCAUGACGACCACUGGCACUGUCCUCCUGGUGUUCCACAGCCAACUGCACCACCUCCAACUUCGACGCCCACUUCAACCACAAUCCCAUCUGGCGUUCCUGAGCCGACAACUCCCCCUGCUAGCUCUACAUCAACCACAGCUCAAGCUGGCGAGUGUGAACCACACGGCGACCAUUGGCACUGCCCUCCCGGUGUCUCGGAGCCCACAACCCCUCCAAGCACAGCUCCUUCGGGAGCCUCAUCAACUUCUGCCUUUCCCACCGAGUGUGAGCCACAUGGAGAUCAUUGGCAUUGUCCGGAUGGUGUUCCAGAACCUACAGCUCCUCCUGGUUCGAUUCCUUCCGAAGUACAAGCAAGUCCUACCACGGCCUCAGUUGGCGAGUGCGUACCACAUGGUGAUCACUGGCACUGCCCAGAGGGAGUAGCAGAGCCUACUACUCCUCCCGGACCAGGAAGCUCUACCGCGGCUCCAGGCGGCGAGUGCGAGCCCCAUGGAGACCAUUGGCAUUGUCCCGAGGGUGUCCCAGAACCCACAACUCCUCCUGGUUCAAUUCCUUCCGAAGGAAUAGCAAGACCUACUACAGUUCCAGGCGACGAAUGUGCACCGCAUGGAGACCACUGGCAUUGUCCUGAAGGGAUCGCAGAGCCUAGUUCGGUUGGUUUUGUUACGAGCGCAACUUCGUCCUCCGGCUCUACUCCCUCUACAGCUGACGAAACACUUCCAACUUCGACAGCGGUAGAGACCCCAAUUCAAUUUGAGGGUGCAUCUAGCUCGGAUCGCUCGAUGUUAGCUUCACACUGGAUAGGUGCCAUUGUUGGAUUAGCUGUAUUGGUUGCGAGCUUCCUGUAGGCGUGCGUUGAUCCUUUUCGCCACUAUGCGGAACACCUGGACCUCUGCCCUUCGAUGGAUAAGGCCCAGCAUGCGCGCCAGGUCUGAAUGAUUGCUGAGAGGGUACAAGUAGUUUUGCAGCGGGGUUUGCUGCCUGUUCGUGUGUAACCUUGGUGCAGUGUGCGGCUAGAUUUCAAUAAAAAAUUCAUAAGACCCAAUGAAAUCACCAUGGAAUUCCUUAAAGUUUCAUGUUUGUCUUGUCGUCUUCCUCUUCUCAGGCGGCUCGCCAGGUACGGUCUGGCGGAGCAAAGAGUGGCAAGUCAAGAUCGCCUGAGAAUUCAAUGUCUUUGGAGGGUCUCGUUGUCACGUCAAGCCACCUGGAAAGGAUGUGGGAGUACAAGACCGACAGUGACCGUGUCAGGCGAUCGUGAGUGGUGAAGUGACUGGAGCCACGGUGGCGCGCCGCGUCGGCUGCUGCUCAUGACGGGCAGCCAGUUGGGUGGAUCAACCGGCCCCUCCCCGCAGCAUCGCCAUUCGUGCCCACCUAAGGCCCUGAGGACAACACUAAGCGGGCUGACAUGGCCAGACAGGAAACCGUACAAGCAACCUUACACCUCUCCUUAUUCCACCACCAACUUUACACACAGCUUACCAGAUCAAUUCAACCUACAAGUCCCAGACAACUCCGUAUUCUAUCAUCAUGACGGAUGCCAAGGCGAAAGAAUCCAAGCCAACUGCAAAAUCAUUUGGGGCGAUGGGGACUACGACCUCGACCUUGAGACCGACGAUUGGGUGACAUAUGCAUGCGUUGUUAAGAGGGACUAUGGGACAAGCUUCGGACCACCAUUGACAAUGACUGGACUAUGUAACUCGGCAGAGCAAGCUUGGAGAGAGCUGGAUAGAAUGUUAGGUAUAUGGGCUAGGCAGAUACAGAGCGGACAGCCGAUGACAAAGGCUCAGUCAUUGGAGAUAUUCGGGGGACCGAAUGGGCGUAAUAAGUUUAUUCUGGGGAAAUUUCUCGAUGAGGUUGAGAAAAGAGGAAUGGAUUUGUGAAAAGGCUCAAGGGAUUGAUUUCAUCACUGUGCAAUCUCUCCUCAAAAGAUAUUCGAGAAAGAUCAGAAUAGCAUUACUCUAGCUCUGCCUCGAGCUGGCCUUGAAACUUUAUUCCUCACAGCUUUCUUCAUUGCGAAUGAGGACGAGAAACUUUAUUCGAUCUUUUUAACCAGACUCCUGUUGAUACGUUUUCGAGGACAUUGGCUGGCAUCCUGUCUACCAGUCUGCCCCCCUCCUGGCCCAGCUCGUCAAUCGCUUCAUCCGUGCCAGGCAUUCCGACGGUAGCUGCAGGUAGGAGUGGCUUCUCGCUCUAGGAGGUAUUAGCAGGGUCUAACUUGGAUAAGAGAAGAAUGGCCUGAGCUUAGCUGAACUCGUUUUGUGACGUGCAUGUUGGGCGCGGCAGUUGAGCAGAGAUCGAAGG